AUGUUCUCCUUCGGCCGCCAGCUGCUGUGGUCAGCCAAAUCAUGUCUUCGCGCGCAACAGCAGCCAUGGCAGUCCGCCGCCUCUCGUCUCUUUUCCACCACCCAACCUGUUGAAGGAGCGUUGUACAAAAUGAAGACCCAUUCCGGCGCAAAAAAGCGAUGGCGCUCGUUGGGGUCGGGAAGUUCCUUCAAACGCGGCAAAGCUGGACACCAGCAUUUGAACGUAUCAAAACCACCCGGGCGUAAGAACCGGCUCAGCACAACCGCGUACUCGAACUCUGCUCAAACGCACAAGCUCAAGAAGCUGCUCCUACCAUAUGGCUCCGGAUAG
Psilocybe cubensis is the source of this 330-nucleotide messenger RNA. RefSeq lists its product as uncharacterized. The coding region runs from base 1 to 330 and encodes 109 amino acids. The transcript has 2 exons. Gene Ontology annotation, biological process: translation. The record is from RefSeq and is a predicted model, not a curated record. Lineage: Eukaryota; Fungi; Basidiomycota; Agaricomycetes; Agaricales; Agrocybaceae. Gene Ontology annotation, cellular component: large ribosomal subunit; ribosome. Gene Ontology annotation, molecular function: structural constituent of ribosome.